AUGGAGCAUCUCACCUCGCUGUGCACGGCGGCGAAAGAUUCGCUCUUCACGGUGCCAGGGAUAGUCUGCGUGGGUGCUGCGUACCUCACAGCAGUGCAGCUUCUUCGUUUCAGGAGGAUUCGCAGUCUAGAGAAGCAGUAUGGGUACCAUACUCGUGAGGAAAUGAGCAAGAUGACCAACGACGAGGCGUGGGCGAUUCAUCAGACCAUGAUGACGCUUGAAUUUCCGUUCUUCACACUGAAGGGACUGCAGUUCGCACUGUUCAAGACGUAUGGCAUUCCUACUAUCUCGACACUGCUGGUGCAAACCUCAGAGCUGUCCAACCCGCAGACGUCACCAAAGCGAUAUAUGGACACUUCUGUCCUGAUCAACGAGUUCGUGUCAAACCCGCCCACCUCAGAGAGGGCACUUGAAGCACUCACCCGCAUGAAUUAUCUACAUAGUCAGUACCGUAAAGCAGGUAAGAUACUGGAUGACGACAUGUUAUACACUCUCAGCCUGUUUGCACUUGAACCAGCCCGAUGGGUGGACCGGUACGACUGGCGCAAGAUCACCGACCUGGAGAGAUGUGCGGUGGGAACGUUCUGGAAGAGCAUAGGAGAUGCGAUGGAAAUCAAGUACGAUAAGCUGCCAUCAGCCAGCUCAGGCUUCAGAGACGGAAUACACUGGCUGGAGGAAAUCGAUACCUGGAGCAGGGAGUAUGAACGCAAGUGCAUGGUUCCAGACAAGAACAACCAUGAGACGGCCAACGAGACCGUGAAACUGCUGCUUUAUAAUGCGCCAAAGUUCUUACACCCCGUCUUGUGGAAGGGCGUUAUUUUCCUGAUGGAGGACCGUCUCCGGGUUGCGAUGAUCCCAUCUAAUCAGAUCGUGACCAGAUAUGAUCGCCCUGAGUGGAUAUAUAGGUUCAUCUUCGCAAACACCCUUGCCCUGCGCCAGUUCGUAGCCCGCCAUCUCCUGCUACCCCGCCCCUAUUGGCGCCGCGCCGUUCGCCAUUCCGAAGAGGGUGACGACGGCUCGAGUCCACAUAGCGUUUUAGCCUGGGACAACGCGCCCUACUAUGUCAAGCCCACGCUAUGGAACCGCUGGGGACCAGAGGCACUGUACACUCGGCUGCUGGGCAAGCCGGUCCCUGGUGACGAUGGCGAUAAGUAUUUUCCGAACGGGUUCGUCACUUCGAGCGUGGGGCCGCAACGGUUCUUGGGCAAGGGUGAGGAGUAUCAUGGCCAGAUGAAGAAGAAGCUGCAGGCUGAGCGGACGAGGCAGUGUCCUUUUAUGCGAUGA
Trichophyton rubrum CBS 118892 is the source of this 1284-nucleotide messenger RNA. RefSeq lists its product as uncharacterized. The transcript has 3 exons. Bases 1 to 1284 code for a protein of 427 amino acids. Gene Ontology annotation, molecular function: oxidoreductase activity. Lineage: Eukaryota; Fungi; Ascomycota; Eurotiomycetes; Onygenales; Arthrodermataceae. The record is from RefSeq and is a predicted model, not a curated record.